Molecule: messenger RNA, 1067 nt
Organism: Aethina tumida (small hive beetle)
Lineage: Eukaryota; Metazoa; Arthropoda; Insecta; Coleoptera; Nitidulidae
Product: ribonuclease H1
Exons: 6
Coding region: 108-920 (270 amino acids)
Biological process (GO): DNA replication, removal of RNA primer
Molecular function (GO): RNA-DNA hybrid ribonuclease activity; nucleic acid binding
Source: RefSeq, a predicted model, not a curated record
CAUAACCUACGAAGGUGUCAGACUUGACUGGCAGUUAACCGCUUCUAAUUUGUCAUUAAAACUAUAAUUUAAAGUUGUAUUCGACAUAUUUAACUGUAAAUCCACACAUGAAAGCUUGUAUUAAAUGGAUUAAAAACUGUCACAUAGUCUGUCAAGUUUUUAAACACAUUGAUACACCUUUCAAGUUUCGAUUCCCAUUCAUAAUGGAAGUAGCUGACCAAGUCGCCCAUCUGUUACAUAGGCUGGCUGAGGCUGAACGAAGGUCCAAACUGCUGUUCCAAGAAGUCAAGUCGAUUCAGGAUGAGCUGGCCAGGAUCCGGGCUACCUCUGAUCAACUAAGUUUGAAUCAAGUCAAUGAUGAGGCUCCUAGUACAAGCGCUGUCGUUGGUGUAAGACGACCACUUGCUCCGUGCACCAUUACGUCUGAAUGCCUGGCACAUUUUCCGAAAAGAGCUAGGCAUGAAGCCGAAGAGCAAGUAGUGGUGUAUGUGGAUGGGGCAUGUGAGAACAAUGGGAGGGCCAAUGCCAAAGCUGGCAUUGGUGUAUGGUUUGGAAGUAAUGACCCUAGGAAUAUUUCUAAGCCUGUCCGUGGAAGGGCUACAAAUAAUACAGCUGAGAUACAAGCUUGUAUUGCGGCAAUAGAGUCAUGUGUAAAUCAUGGAUGUAAGAACAUUAAAAUAAUCACGGAUUCCGAAUUCACCAUCAACUGCAUGACUAAAUGGGUCCAAACAUGGAAAAAAAAGGGCUGGAAAAAGGCAUCCGGCGAACCAGUCAAAAAUAAGGAAGACCUCGAAGUUCUCGACAAACUUUGUUCGCGAGCUAAGAUUGAAUGGGAACACGUCAGAGGACAUCGAGGAAUUGAAGGAAAUGAGGGGGCUGACUACUUGGCCAGAAUGGGUGCCACUGAAUAUGUGCCAUAGAUCUCAAUAGAUUUAAGUUUUACUAUGUUUAUAACAAAUGUUCAUUUCAACCAUUUUGAUUUCAACCAUUUUCAUUUCAACCAUUUUAUUACCAAAAUACAGUUAUCAUGACUUUUAAGUAGAAAUAAAUAAAAGUAUUUUAUGAUU